AUGAUCAUGAUGAUUCACCCCUUUCAAAAAAUAACGGUCGCCGCGAUACGGCGUCGUUUACCCAACGUCACGGGGGCCAACCUCGUUCUUAACCUCCAAUUUCUCGGUACUUCAGCAAUUUUCUGGUCGAUCGAGAUAUGAUCGCGGUCUUUGGCCGAUCUCCGCUAGGGUUUUGGUCGCUGCGACUGGAGUCACCGCCGGUUUUGCCGAAGCUAGGGUUUUGGGAUUCAGGGAGUGAUAAAAGGAUUGGUUUGGGCGUUGGUGUUGUAACUCCUGCGAGAUCCAAGGGCUUUUGGUCUGUUAUGGCCAUGGAGAGGUUGCAAAUGGCGUGUGUGAAUGAGAAGGUUGAUAAUGUUGGAGAUUUAGGGAAGGAUGGAUCUGAUUUGGUUGAGAAGUCCACCAAUGGUCAUGUCACAGUUUCAGGGAGGACUGUCAGCCAAUUGGCUACCAUUGGAAAUUCAACAAACAUUAUGUGGCAUGGAUGUCCAGUAGAUAAGGUUGAAAGACAGAAGUUACUUAAACAGAAAGGAUGUGUCAUAUGGAUCACAGGUCUCAGUGGUUCAGGUUUGUCAUUGUCAAUUCCGAUGCAUUCUCUCCUUGGAUUGACAAUUAACUUUGAGGCUUAGCUUGUGUAUCUGAAAUCAGUUGUGCUUUAUUUCCCAUAGUUGUUAAC
Molecule: messenger RNA, 673 nt
Organism: Vitis riparia (riverbank grape)
Lineage: Eukaryota; Viridiplantae; Streptophyta; Magnoliopsida; Vitales; Vitaceae
Product: adenylyl-sulfate kinase 1, chloroplastic-like
Exons: 2
Coding region: 138-626 (162 amino acids)
Source: RefSeq, a predicted model, not a curated record